Boleophthalmus pectinirostris (great blue-spotted mudskipper) is the source of this 2087-nucleotide messenger RNA. It is a transcript of the gene cryl1, whose product is annotated as crystallin, lambda 1. The coding region runs from base 136 to 1068 and encodes 310 amino acids. NCBI's taxonomy places the organism in Eukaryota, Metazoa, Chordata, Actinopteri, Gobiiformes, Gobiidae. The record is from RefSeq and is a predicted model, not a curated record. Gene Ontology annotation, biological process: fatty acid metabolic process. The transcript is spliced from 9 exons. Gene Ontology annotation, molecular function: NAD+ binding; L-gulonate 3-dehydrogenase activity.
CCGCAUAGGCCUCCGUACACCGCUGAUGAGCACAUGAUGACGGCCCACUAGUGGACGGUUCACUCACUGUGUUCACUGUGUCCACUGCGCUCUCCGUGCUCCAGGAUUGUUCUGUGCGCGUAAACACAUAAAGUCAUGAAGGUGGUCACCAUCAUCGGCAGCGGUCUGAUCGGACGCUCUUGGGCGCUCGUCUUCAUCAGUGGAGGCAUCUCGGUGAAGAUCUACGACAAGCAGCCAGGGCUGGCCUCCAGCGCCCUCAGCUCCAUCAGGCAGCAGAUGUCAGAGCUGGAGCAGAAGGACAUGCUCCGUGGAGAGAUGAGUGCAUCUGAGCAGCUCUCUCUGCUCAGCGCUUGUGAUGACCUGAAGACUGCAGUAGAGGGCGCCUUCUUCAUCCAGGAGUGUGUGUUUGAGGACCUGGAGGUCAAACAGAAGGUCUUCCUGGACGUUGAAGGCCUUGUAGGAAGUGAUGUCAUCCUCAGCAGCUCCACUUCCUGUCUGAUGCCUAGCCUGGUCUUCUCCAAAGUGCAGCAGCAGAGCCGCUGCCUGGUGGCUCACCCGGUUAACCCUCCAUACCUGGUGAGGCUGGUGGAGCUGGUCCCUCACCCUCUGACCUCAACCUCUGUGAUGGACACAGCCCAGGCCCUCAUGAGCCAGGUGGGCCAGGUGGCGGUGCGUUUGAGUCGGGAGUUGGAUGGUUUUGCUCUGAACAGGAUCCAAAUGGCCGUGAUUGCAGAGUCCUGGAGGCUGGUGCAGGAUGGUGUGAUCUCGGUGAAGGACGUGGACCUGGUCAUGUCAGAGGGACUGGGCAUGCGCUACGCUUUCAUUGGUCCGAUGGAAACCAUGCACCUGAACGCACCUCAAGGUCUGGGGGACUACAUGAGGAGGUACGGCCCGGGCAUCCAGCGUGUCCUGUCCUCCUUCGGGCCCACCCCUGAUUUCACUGGGGACCAGGCCAAGGACAUUGUCAAGGAGAUGUGUGCGCUCGUCCCCCCGGAGCAGCUCUCAACCCGGACAGAGCGCAGAGACCAGCUGCUGUCCCGCCUGGCCCAGAUUAAGAAGGAGAACUAGACCUGUCUCCCUCAUCCAUUUAUCCCCUCUCACAUCUCACCCUUUUAGCCCUCUGAGCCCUCUCACAUCUCACCCCUUUAGCCCUCUGAGCCCUCGCACAUCUCACCCCUUUAGCCCUCUGAGCCCUCGCACAUCUCACCCCUUUAGCCCUUUGACCCCUUGCACAUCUCACCCCUUUAACCCUCUGAGCCCUCACACAUCUCACCCCUUUAGCCCUUUGACCCCUUGCACAUCUCACCCCUUUAACCCUCUGAGCCCUCGCACAUCUCACCCCUUUAGCCCUCUGAGCCCUCGCACAUCUCACCCCUUUAGCCCUCUGAGCCCUCGCACAUCUCACCCCUUUAGCCCUCUGAGCCCUCGCACAUCUCACCCCUUUAGCCCUCUGAGCCCUCGCACAUCUCACCCCUUUAUCCCUCUGAGCCCUCGCACAUCUCACCCCUUUAGCCCUCUGACCCCUCGCACAUCUCACCCCUUUAGCCCUCUGACCCCUCGCACAUCUCACCCCUUUAACCCUUUGACCCCUUGCACAUCUCAUCCCUUUAACCCUAUGAGCCCGCCCACAUCUCACCCCUUUAGCCCUUUGACCCCUCACACAUUUCACCCCUUUAGCCCUCUGACCCUUUGAAAUCUGUGAUGGCUGUUAAAGGGGGUUUGAUUCUGUUGAAAAACCUGAUGAUCCUGGUGUUUUUAAGUCGCUCUUGUGUCCAUAAAUCGGGCUAUGAUCAUUAGUAACAGACCAGCCAGGUUCCUUUUGCGUUGGAUUCGGCUCCAACUUCACCUCUGUAACUGCUGCCCUCGAUGAGCUCAUUUGGCUGGAGCUGAAUGCUGUGGUUGACGUUUGUGGUUUACCUGGAAUUAUGAUUGACUGAAUGACAGAUGCUUUUUUUAAAUGAAAGAAUAACGUGCACUCUUACUCUGAGUCCCUGUGCGAGUGUGACACUGGAGCACAGAUGGGAUUCUCUCCUCAUCUGUUGUGAACUUUUGUACUCUGAUUGUCCAAUAAACAUGUGAUCUUUGAA